Molecule: messenger RNA, 1693 nt
Organism: Paramecium sonneborni
Lineage: Eukaryota; Ciliophora; Oligohymenophorea; Peniculida; Parameciidae
Source: the annotation of a GenBank genome assembly
AUGUGGAGAGAUAGAGUUACUGAAUAAAAUUAGUAAACCGUAGAAAACAUCGAAUAGGUAGGAGUUACGUAAUAUAAUUUUUUCAUCUUUAGAUUUAGACUUGAAUAAGCAAAUUAAAUUAUGAGCUCAAUAUUGCUGUCUAACUCUAUUUAUGCUAUUACAGUGUUGUUAUUCAGUUUUUAGUUGAGUUUCGAUGGAAAUAUGUUAUUUGUUAUCUAUUGCAUUUAUUCAAAAUUGCUAUUGUAAUUUAUACAUUUACUGUAUUUCAACCGAAUAUUUCAUCAUUAUAACAUGUAUGAAAGUUUUAUUAAAUUUUAGAACAGAUAAACAUAUUUUAAUAAGACUAAUAUCAACUUUAGUGGAAGGCUCUUAUUUACUUGUACUUAAUUUAUAUUAAAUAUCUGCAACAAGAGAUUUAUUGUUACUUUCAAACAUAUUUCCUUUGUUAAAUAUGUUUCUUUCAUUGAUUUUAAAAAUAAAUGAAGGAAAUCACUACUUUAAACAAUCGAUAUCAUAAAUCAAUAUGUUUCAGGUUUUUCGAAAUAUUGCAAUAUUGAUAAUAUCAAUAUUCUUUAGCUUAAAACUUGAAGGAUACUUUGAGAUAUAAUGGUUAUAUGCUUUAUGGAUGUUUUGGAUACUUUUUGGUGUUUCUGCAUCAAUUGUGAUUUAUUACGUUUUUGUAAUUUUGGCUUUGGGAAUACAAAGAAUUUUAGAAUAAAACAUCAGACUAGAAAAUUUAGGUUAGAUUUACGUUUAUUAUUAGUAAUUGUUAAUUUAUGGAUAUUGUUUUUUAUGAUAUCUAAUACUGCGAUGUAUCUUUUAAUUCCAAUAUCAAUAUUAAACUUUCAGAAAAUUGGAUAUUAUGGAAAUUUAAUAGAUACAUUAAGGGUUAUUUUAAUGAUUAAUUAAGUUCUUUUUUCUUAUUAUACAGUUAGAUUUAAGAGAGAAUUAAUAUUAAGUUUAUAAAAUUAUUUAUCUUUGAAUGAUUCAGUAAAUCCUCUCAACACUCUGCCUACUUAAUAAGCAGAAGCAUAAAUAUAACCAUAUAAUAAAUAAGACUUUGGUGAUAGUUAAAUAAGUGAACAUCAUAUUUAAAUACCAAAAGUUGUCAAAAGAAUAUCAAAAACUUAUUUUGGAUUUGAUGAUCUUCUCUCUGAUAAAAAAUCUGAAACGUAACUGUCUGGUAAGAAACCAACUCAUCAUAAAGCAUUUUCAUCUCAAAUAUAAAGAUCUUCAGAUUAUUAAAAUGAAAAAAUAAAAUUAUCUUCAUUAAUCAACAUCAAGAAUACUCAAAGAUAUAAUAGUAAUGUUGAUAUUCAAAAUAAUUCAAAAGAAAUUGAACAAGUACUAUAUAUAAUUAAUAUCUUCUAUAGAGUAGUAUACCAAAAUCUGUAUCUUUAUCUUCUAUCAAUGCUUGUUGUAUUUGUUUUGACAAUGAUCCAAAUGCAUUAUUCAUGUAAUGUGGUCAUGGAGGAGUCUGUUACAAUUGUGCUAUUGAUUUAUGGAAAAAUAAAGAGGAAUGUUAUUUAUGUCGAAGUGUAAUUCUUUACAUUUAUUCUAGAAAAUUGAUAGAGUUUUAAAAAUAAAAAUAAGUGAAUAAUAAAAGAACAUUUAUAAAGUUAUUGGUGCUACUGAAUUAAAUAAAAAAGUUAAAGCCUAACAAAAAAAAUUAACUUAAAAUUAAUAAUAUUGA